This is a messenger RNA of Ictalurus punctatus (channel catfish), 4130 nucleotides long. It is a transcript of the gene hsf2, whose product is annotated as heat shock transcription factor 2. The transcript is spliced from 12 exons. Gene Ontology annotation, biological process: regulation of DNA-templated transcription. Bases 120 to 1628 code for a protein of 502 amino acids. NCBI's taxonomy places the organism in Eukaryota, Metazoa, Chordata, Actinopteri, Siluriformes, Ictaluridae. Gene Ontology annotation, molecular function: DNA-binding transcription factor activity; sequence-specific DNA binding. The record is from RefSeq and is a predicted model, not a curated record.
AAGUGGUGUCAACGUGUGCGUCGUUAUUUUCCCUGCUGCAAGUGUUUUUGUCCUUAAAAAAAAAAACAGAGCUAACCUGUUAACAAAACACGGGAUUCUUCCCCUCUUCAGUUAACAAAAUGAAACACAACUCUAAUGUUCCUGCGUUUCUCACCAAGCUGUGGACUCUGGUGGAAGAUUCUGACACUAAUGAAUUCAUUUGCUGGAGUCAGGAGGGUAACAGUUUCCUUGUGCUAGAUGAGCAACGGUUCGCCAAAGAAAUCCUGCCAAAGUUUUUUAAGCACAACAACAUGGCCAGUUUUGUCCGACAGCUGAACAUGUAUGGCUUUCGCAAGGUGAUGCACAUCGACACUGGCAUAGUGAAGCAAGAGCGGGACGGACCGGUUGAAUUCCAGCAUCCUUACUUUCGGAACGGCCGAGACGAUUUACUGGAGAAUAUAAAAAGAAAGGUCUCCAGUGCCAGACCAGAAGACAGCAAACUGAGGCAAGAGGAUCUGUCCAAGAUUCUGUCUAGUGUUCAAACCGUGCACGACAAACAGGAAAACAUGGACGCCAGGCUCGCCACUUUAAAACGCGAGAACGAGGCUCUGUGGAGAGAGAUGUCCGAUCUCAGGCAGAAGCAUGCGCAACAGCAACACGCUAUAAAAGAGCUUGUGCAGUUCAUCAUCACGCUGGUCCAGAAUAACCGUGUGCUGAACUUAAAACGCAAGAGACCUCUGCUAUUGAGCAGCAAUGGAAAGAAGUCAAAAUUCAUUUCCCAGAUCUACGAGGAACCAGUGGACCACAGCAACUCUGCAGUCAGUGGUCUGAAGAACAACACUGACGUUGCCGAUGAUGUCAUCAUCUGUGAUAUCACGAACGAAGACGCAGAAGUCACAGUGGACACAACGAGAGUGGUAGAUGAGGGGGAUGUUGAAAUAAUUGAGGUAGACUGUGACAACAGUGAGACCACAGAAAAGGAGAGCACAAAUGGACAGAUACCAACAGACACUACUUUUCAAGCUGAAGGCGAAACAUCCAGAAGCUCCGACAACAACCAACCAACCAGCAGCGCCUUGCAAUUAAACCAAUGUUCAGUUCUGAGUCAGGAGGACCCUGUGAAGAUGAUGGACUCCAUCCUCAAUGAGAGCGGCACCAUUUCUCAGAACAUUAACCUUUUGGGCAAAGUUGAGCUGAUGGACUACUUGGACAGUAUUGACUGCAGCUUGGAAGACUUUCAGGCCAUGCUGUAUGGAAAACAGUUCUCCACCGACUCCAGCGUUCUACAGGAAACCGGCUCAAACUCAAAAGGUGGAGAUGUUUCUGCUAAGACUGAGAAAGACAAUGGAGAUAAACAGUUGAUUCAGUACACCAGCUGUCCCCUGCUGGCCUUCCUGGAUGGUUGCAGUCCUCUCCCGUCGGUUUCAGAACCACAGCCUGAAGAUCUAAACCAGGCUUCAGGGAAAGAGAACACAGAAGACCCAAUGGACUUUCUGCAGUCAUCCCUGCAGAAUGUAGAGGCUCCACGCAGCUCAAUGAUCCGUCUCGAGCCCCUGACUGAGGCAGAAGCCAGCGAAGCCACACUCUUCUAUCUGUGUGAACUGGACUCGGACGUGCCUCCUGCUGACCCGCCACAACUCGAUAUCUAAUGAUGGAAAAAAGCAAAAUGGACCAGACUGGGGUUUUGUUUGUUUUUCUUGUACAUAUUCAUCAAAAUGAUCUAUUUAUUUGAAGCAAUUUUUGGUACAUUUCUUCUUGCAUUGACAUUCCAUUAUGUCACGUCUGCUUUUUGAUCUUGUUCACUCUUGUCCUGGAUAAACGAGGGUUACAUCACAGCAAAUUUGUUAGAUGAGCUUGUAGAUUUUUUUAUUUUUUAUUUUGUGUUUCCUUUUUUUAUAUUGAAUCCUGUGACCGUGAGAUUGGUUUGGGUUACAGUCAUGUGACAUGGUAUAGAAGUGCCUGCCCUCAGAUCUCUGUACAUAACAGUACUCUUAUUAGUUCAAUAAUGUUCUGAAAGUACAGUGAUUUGCCUUUCUGUUCAUGCUUUGUCAAUAUCCCAAGCUUGAUCAUGGUAUUAAAGAAGUUGCAAGGAAUUCAAGCCUCUCCUCAUUGUUGUUUCGAUGUGCAAAACCCAAAAUCUGAAAACCUAAAAGCUUAAAAUGACUUCCAUUAGUGUCAGUCUGUAUGAUUUGGUGGCUGUAUUAUUCGAAAGCUACCUGAUCGUAGCAAUCAUCACUCUGCCCUCUUCCGCGGACACCGUCGCCUGGUCCCGCCCUCUUCCGCGGACAUUCUUAAAUAUCCUGUCUGCUCCAACAGAUGCUCUUGACCAAUCUUGUCCUUUCCUGCAGACCCUCUUGAUCAUCGUGCCUGCUCCUGCAGAAAAUUAGAGCAAUCUCACCCUGUCCCCUGGUUAGUGUUUACACCUAUUCGCAAUAUGUUCAGACAAACUUAACAUUAUUUUGUUUACCAAAAUAUAAACAAAUUGGUAACGACUGUAACCCUACAAAGACUAAAGCAGAUACUGAAGAUGAAUCAAUGCAGUAAUAACCGUGAAGGUAGACUACACUCAUUCAUCUUAAUAAACAUGGCUUUUAUUUUUUCCUUUCAUUAUCUCACCACCCAGUCCCAUGUGCUUGAGAGUAAAAAGUCCUUUUUAUGUCCUUGGAUCCCAGUACCAAUGCAUACCUGCUGUACACACUAUUCAGUGUGUGUAAUAUGGUGAUAAAUACAGCACUCACUGAUACUCAUUCUGUUGGUCAACAAUAGCUGCGUUUACAUGGACAACAAUAAUCCACUCUUAAUCCGAUGAAGACCAUGCUCUAAUUAAGAAACUACCAUGUAAACAGCAAUUUUUACUUACCUUAAUCCAAUUAAGGUCAUAAUCGAAGUAAGCAAUAAUCUAAUUAAGACAGGUGGAGUACUCCUGUUUUAGUCGCAUUAUGGACGUGUAGUAGUGACAUGUAAACACCUUAAUCACAUUAUGAACGUCGUGUGAGAGUUUUCACCGCAUUUUGCGACAGGAUACGAUCACACACGGCAGUUUUACGGCGAACAAGAGAGUUCGGCUGUGCCCCAAAUCGCAUACUUUCCUACUAUAGGCCUGUAGUGGGGGAAAAUACAUGUAUCUCGACUACUAUAUAGACGGUAGCUACGCGAUUUGGGACACACCCACCGCUUCAAGCAGUUGUCUAUUAGCAUUUACAGCACGACAAAUAAUUAACCGCACUUAGAGCCUUCGUAAAAAUAAUAAAUAAAAACUGUAUACGGUCCCAUAACGAAGACCAACUGUAUGUCGAUACGUGAAAUUCUGGAGGGACGUCGGACGGCGUGGCGCGGUGACGUAAUGACGCGGGCUGUUAAUCUAAUUAUGAUCUUUUACAUGUAAAACGGGAACAUGACUGGAGUAUUCUAAAAGCGACUCAUGUAAACACCUUAAUAAAAUUAUUGUCUUACUCAGAGUAAGGUCAAUAAUUAGAUUACUGCGGUCCAUGUAAAUGUAGUCAAUCUUUGGACAGUGUCUUCUCUGAGCUGAGCUAGUAUCAUUAACUGAAAGAGGAAGUAAAAGACACGGGGUAGGGCCUUCAUCGCACAUUUUUCUGCUUCCGUGUCCAAGUGAAAAUGUCAUCGAAACAGUUAAAAAAAAAAGAAAAAAAAAAAAAGGCUACAAUAAUCACAGGGCAGUGAUGGGGGUUUUAAACCUUUAAUGAUUAAGACAAGAUAGAUUACAACGCACAUGUCAAAAGGACAAAAAAAAAUAAAAAAAUACACUUAGGCAUCAACACCAAUAAUGUUACUUAACAGCAGCUACUAGACUAUUACCUCCAGCAGGCUGGUAACACACAUCUACAUGGUAUAGAAGCAAAGUAUACGUAUGAAAUUAUAACAUACAUCUUAAAAUGAGUUUGUAAAGCAAUGAAUCAGUGCAAGAACAUUUCCACUACGAUAAAACUUCAAAACUCAACUAACCUGUGCAAGUUGCAAAAAGGAUUAGCACUGUGGCAUUUUGCAGUCCUAACUAACCAAAAGCCUGGAAAUUCAUUAACAUGCACCAAACUGCUAACACUGAAGUUAAUAAAACAGUAUUUCACAUGGGCGACGGAAAUCAUGUCCUAAAUGUCGUGUUUUCAGGAAUGAAAGAAAAAAAAACAAAA